CCACUUCUCAUCGGACCAUUCUACUCACACCAAAUCUGCUUCUGACGCUAUCAUCCGAUUCGAUCUCCACCUCAGCAGACAACUUCUCUCCAGAUUUAAGGGUCCUGAGGGAGACAAAUAAGUUGGCUGAAAUGGAAGAACCACCUUUGCUGCCAGGGGAAACCAUUAAAGACAUGGCGAAGGAUGUUACUUACAUCUGCCCCUUCACUGGAGCAAUCAGAGGAACCCUUACUGUUACCAAUUAUAGGCUGUAUUUUAAAAGCAUGGAACGGGACCCUCCUUUUGUCCUAGAUGCAUCUUUAGGUGUAAUCAACAGAGUGGAGAAAAUUGGAGGUGCUUCCAGUCGUGGUGAGAAUUCCUACGGGCUGGAGAUUGUAUGCAAGGAUAUUCGAAACUUGCGAUUUGCUCACAAGCCUGAAGGGAGAACAAGGAGGUCCAUAUUUGAGAACCUCAUGAAAUAUGCUUUCCCAGUUUCAAAUAAUCUGCCACUUUUUGCAUUUGAGUACAAGGAGGUUUUCCCAGAAAAUGGAUGGAAGGUGUAUGACCCCACUUGGGAGUACAGACGACAGGGAAUUCCCAAUGAAAGCUGGAGGUUGACCAAGAUUAAUGAGCGCUAUGAGCUGUGUGAUACAUACCCUGCCAUUCUAGCUGUGCCUGUAAACAUUCCUGAUGAAGAAUUAAAGAGAGUAGCAUCCUUCAGAUCCAGAGGACGCAUACCAGUAUUGUCAUGGAUUCACCCAGAAAGUCAAGCAACGAUCACUCGCUGUAGCCAGCCAAUGGUGGGAGUGAGUGGCAAGCGAAGCAAGGAAGAUGAAAAGUACCUUCAAGCCAUCAUGGAUUCUAAUGCUCAGUCCCACAAAAUCUUCAUAUUUGAUGCAAGGCCCAGUGUGAAUGCUGUAGCCAAUAAGGCUAAAGGAGGGGGCUAUGAGAGCGAGGAUGCCUAUCAGAAUGCAGAGUUAGUGUUCCUGGACAUCCACAAUAUCCAUGUUAUGAGAGAGUCACUGAGAAAACUGAAGGAAAUUGUGUAUCCCAAUAUCGAGGAGACUCACUGGCUGUCUAAUUUAGAGUCAACUCACUGGCUAGAGCAUAUCAAGCUCAUUCUUGCCGGAGCCCUUCGCAUCGCUGACAAGGUGGAGUCAGGGAAGACAUCUGUGGUUGUGCACUGCAGUGAUGGCUGGGACCGGACCGCCCAGCUCACCUCCCUGUCUCUGCUCAUGUUAGACGGCUACUACCGGACUAUCAGGGGCUUUGAAGUGCUGGUGGAGAAGGAGUGGCUGAGCUUCGGCCACAGAUUUCAGCUGAGAGUUGGCCAUGGAGACAAGAAUCAUGCGGAUGCAGAUCGCUCUCCUGUCUUCCUCCAGUUCAUCGACUGUGUCUGGCAGAUGACGAGACAGUUUCCUACAGCAUUUGAGUUCAAUGAGUACUUCCUGAUAACCAUCCUGGACCACCUGUACAGCUGCUUGUUUGGGACCUUCCUGUGCAGCAGUGAGCAGCAGAGAGUGAAGGAGAGCCUUCCAAAAAAGACCGUAUCGCUCUGGUCUUACAUCAACAGCCAACUGGAAGACUUUACUAACCCCUUGUACGUGAGCUACUCCAACCAUGUCCUGUAUCCCGUGGCCAGCAUGCGCCACCUCGAGCUGUGGGUCGGCUACUACAUCCGCUGGAACCCCAGGAUGAAACCCCAGGAACCUGUCCACAAUCGCUACAAGGAGCUUCUUGCCAAGAGGGCUGAGCUGCAGAAGAAAGUGGAGGAGCUGCAGAGGGAGAUCACCAACCGUUCCACCUCAUCCUCAGAGAGAGCCGGCUCUCCCGCGCAGUGCGUCGCUCCUGUACAGACAGUUGUAUGAUAGGGACUAUUUGUGCCAAGUACCUUCCCAGGACCACGGGGCAGCAUUUCUGAGCCCCUUUGCUUUCCAGUGUGGUGUCUGGGAGAUGCCAACCUAUUUAUUUAUUUCUCUCCAGGGUAAUUUAUUAGUACUGUAGCACUAGAGGAAGCUUAAGCAAAAAGAAACAAACAAGGCCCCCUCUGCAAUUAACCUUCUCAGUGGCUAGAUGAUAAUACAAGGUCAUUGCACUUGCCACCUAAAAGAAACCUGGAGCUCAGUCUUUGUUCACUUAUGUGGAAAUCACUUGGUUUUGAAGAGAGACUGGGCGCUAGGAUAAAGUACAGUGGAGGAAAAACAUCCACUCACAAGUAUGGAAACUCUCCCCUUUGCUAAAAGGAAGUAUCAGCUCUGACUCUGUUGAAGCCUAGAAAACAGCCAUGAAGUGAGGAACCCUCCAGUGUUAGUUCCUGCACAGCAGUGUUCAUGAGAACAUUAGCCAACAGGGACAAGCAGUGACAGCCACUGGAACAUAUCACUUUCUUGCUUUUCCCUUCACUUUGACCUGGACCAUAGGAAGCCAUGUAAAUGAUGCCUUAUCUGAAGAAAUGGCAGCUUCUACCGAUAGGGGACAGUGGUAGAGGAGCAAUCGACAGGACAAAGUUUACUUCCAUCUCUGCAACUUAAGAGUCUUGUUUAUGGUUUACACUGGAUGUGCAGGAUGCAGCUUCAGCCCCUCUCUGUCAGAGGGGAGCAGAGCACAACUCCCCCAGGGUUUCUGCAGCUCCUCUGUCCUCCAGUGCCUCAGCCUCACAAGGUUAUGGAACACUGAGUGGCAUGUGUGAGCUGCUGGGAUCAAUCACUUCAUUCCUCUUAGGUAAACCUCAUUAGUGCUUUUAAUGCUUCUGUGGAGGAUCAUAGUGGCGUACUUAAGGUGUUUCAGUGUUUUGUUAACUAAACUAAUGGAAGCAACUGUGCAUCAACCAAAGAAGCCUUUCUGCCUGCAUUGCAACUGCUGUUUAAAGUUAUUCAGAACAAACAGCCAGUUUCUGAGCCCUAGGUUGAGGUCUCUUUCCUCAUAGUGUACUUCAAGAGUUAGUGGCACCUGACUACACUUAAGUCCAAAUUCAUUUUUAAUACAGAAGUUUACUGUAAAGGUGAAGAUAAAACACCAAGUGGGUGAAAUCAUGCCUGCCUCAUUGAUCUUUCAAACAGGCGAGUACAAGGUUAUAGAAGACAUAUCUGACAGCAAAGGGAGUUAUGCAAGUGUGAGGAUCUUUACUCCAGCCUGAUUCUCAUCUCCAGGCUGAGGGGCAUUGCUUGGUCUGGGUUCCUGCAUGGCUCCUUGACAGGAUCCCACACUGUGCUCACCAUUACCAUGCUGCUUCACUCAGCUUCUCUUCCCCAACAGGAAGUAUUUUCUGAGGGAGUACAAGAGCAGACCAACUUACAUGUAAGAAAUAGCCUUUCAAAAGCCACAUUCCUUCAAAAGCAGUAACAGUCAUUCCCCUUCGGUCUCCAUUGCCAUCUACUCUACUGCAAUCAGUGUCUCAGUGCUUACACAGAAAUCCACAGCCACCUUCUGACAGGAGGAAUCACAGGCUGUAUGGAUCACUGCACUUGUUAUAGGGUGGCCUGGGAUGUAUGGUAUUGUUCAAUGGUGCAAAGAAUCCACACACACGAGACCUGGAGAACAUGGAGUUGUUGUAAGGGUAAAGGGCAGGAUCUGCUUGUAUGUACAAUCACUACAUAAGAUGGUUCAGAACAUUAUUCUAUAUUAGCAAACUGACUGUGUGUAUAUUUUGUUUCUUAAUGAAGGCUGUUUGGAUUCCUUAACACUAAUAAAAAUGGAUAUGUGGGUAAA
Melopsittacus undulatus (budgerigar) is the source of this 3687-nucleotide messenger RNA. It is a transcript of the gene MTMR2, whose product is annotated as myotubularin related protein 2. Gene Ontology annotation, molecular function: phosphatidylinositol-3,5-bisphosphate 3-phosphatase activity; phosphatidylinositol-3-phosphate phosphatase activity. The transcript is spliced from 14 exons. Lineage: Eukaryota; Metazoa; Chordata; Aves; Psittaciformes; Psittaculidae. Gene Ontology annotation, cellular component: cytoplasm; membrane. The record is from RefSeq and is a predicted model, not a curated record. The coding region runs from base 132 to 1847 and encodes 571 amino acids. Gene Ontology annotation, biological process: phosphatidylinositol dephosphorylation.